Candidula unifasciata is the source of this 834-nucleotide messenger RNA. The record is from the annotation of a GenBank genome assembly. Lineage: Eukaryota; Metazoa; Mollusca; Gastropoda; Stylommatophora; Geomitridae.
AUGAGGUCCCUGGCAAGUUCUUCUACCGGGUCACGACUUGGGCUGAUGGUUAUGACGCUUCUCAUUCAUCAGUGUCAGUCUCAAAUCCCAGGCUUAGGUGGUAAUCCGCUGAAUCUACUUGGGGGACCUCUGCAGCAACUAUCACCACUGCUGCAACCAGUACAGCAGCAACUAACGCCAGUUGUGCAGCCAUUGCUAGGAUCUGCACCAUCGUUAGGACAAGUACUACAACCAUUACUGCAACAACUGACACCAGUGUUGCAAUCAUUACUGCAACAACUUACACCAGUUUUAGCGCCACUAGUACAACAGUUAACGCCUACACUUCGACAGUUACUACAACAAUUAACACCGGCUUUGACACAAUUACUGCAACAAUUAACUCCAGUACUGCAACCACUAGUGCAGCAAUUAGUGCCAAUACUGCAACCGUUACUUCAACAAUUAAUACCUGUAUUGCAACCAUUAAUACAACAAUUACUUCCAGUAUUACAACAGUUACUGCAACAAUUAUCGCCAGUACUACAGCCAUUACUACAACAGUUAACGCCAGUUCUACAGCCAUUACUACAGCAAUUAGCUCCAAUACUGCAGCCAUUAUUGCAACCGUUGUCACCGGUUCUCCAGCCGUUGCUUCAGGUGCCCCUCUUGCAGCCCUUACUGCAACCAUUGCUGGGUGCAUCAGCACCUUUGCAGCCAUUAUCGCAACCAUUGCUGGCCGCACCACCACCCUUUCAGCCUGCGGUGCCGAUUCAGCAGGCUCAAGGAUUCGGUUUUAACUGUCAACAGUUAGCCACAAUGUUUCUCUUUCAAAGUCUUACCGGAAGUAAUUAA